CUACUGAAGAAAGAGGAGACAACCAACUUACUAGUUACAGCAUCAGCGCGCCUCUGGAAAGUCAGCUUGUCAGUUACAGCAGCAAUUCCCCUGAACGAUAACGAAGAGGUAACUUUAGGUGAGAAACCUGACCACGGAGCCUGGGUGAGAAGUUGAUGAAGCGUACUUCAUGAGCUGUAACCGAAAAACUACUGGCUUUUGGAAAGUUUGAGAACACACAAGGCAGCCAUUGCUGGGAAAAUGCAGGGCCAGAGAGAGAAGAUAAUCAUAUUGAUCCUCGUUGCUGCGCUCUCUCACAGGGUGACUCAGGCAAAGGUAAUGGACAUGGUUCCUAAUGCCGUGGAUGACCAGUACACUCACUGUCGGGAGCAGAUGUUGAAGAAGGUUGUGGAAGGGGGUCUGCUGGAAGAAGAACUGAAAGGCAGUAUAGAGUAUAGUUCUGCCUGGCAGGCAAAGCAGUGUACAAAAUUGAUCCCGGGAGGCGUCAAGCAACACACAGAUGCAUUGGUGGCUUAUGGACAUGGGGGAAAUGUGUUCAGAAAUAUUUUCAACCAAGCAGUGGAGACUCAGGGUGGGAAUGUCACUGUCUAUAACGGCAACUUCCGGUUCAAAUCCCUCCACUUCCUUCUAAUGGAUGCCAUGAGGCUUUUGAAGACAGAGAACUGCCAAACUGUGUUUCGUGGCCCAAGCAAAGAGUAUGAGGCACAAGUAGGGUCAGAAGUGCGAUUUGGGAGGUUUACCACAACCAAGGCCAAACGUUCCGACGCGGAGGAAGCUGCUUCAGACAGUGGGAUCCUUUUCAACAUUAUUUCCUGCACUGUAGUCAACAUUGAUGAGUACACUUGCUUUUCAGACAGCAUUGAUCAGCUGAUAUCCCCAGCAGAGGUGUUUAGGGUGGCAGAGGUAAACAAUGUAAGAAAUAAAGAUCACGAGCACAGAGAGAUCGUUUUGACAAGUUCAAGGACUCACAGCAUUGACAGCAUCCACGACUGUUACCUCUUCCCCAGAUCUCCUACAAGUACGAAUCCUCCAUCAAUCAUCCCCAAAGGCUCCUCUACUCAAUGGCUUGGCAGUAGCCUGUUUGUUCUUGUGGUUGUAUCUCUCUCUAUCUCCCUGAUCACCAGGACUGAUCAUCUCUGAUAAACUAAAGUGUUGAAUGCUAUUAGAUGUGGUAAAGAAGUCAAUGGAACGCAGACCGUGGGGGAUAGAAGGAUGCACAUUCAACCAAUCUGAUCUAACAAAAUAGAUAUUUGUCAAAUUAUCAUUUUUUAUGUAUUGUAACAUGCCUUGAAUGUGCUUACUAAAGUUUGAUUUGGAUCUGUCUGUUUUCACGGCAUAACAUUUAGACAUAGUCCCUUUCAGGUUUGGUAGAAGUGACUGCUAAAGGCUAACUCCCAUUCGUAUAGACUGGUAGCAUAGCUAGCAUAGAGAAAUCGAUGGUGGUAGUAAGUCGUUUUUUAACUGUAAUGCAGUUUCUUAGUGAUGAUGACAUCAACAUGUAUUCGGGUUGACAUCCAUACCAGCAUUAUUCUCAGAUGUUUACCUCAACAUAGUGUGAAACACACAAACAAUAGCCUAAAUGUAGGCUAAUUUUGCUUGUGGCCAUUGAGGAGAUUCUGAAUCUUUUCCCCAACCUUUCAAACCCCUCUUAGCAUAAUGAUAUUCUCUUGAAAAAUGUAUUUCUUUGCAUUUUAUUGUUUUUGUAAAAAAAUAUAUAAUGAAUAGAUAUUAGAAAAUACGUUUUAAACAUUGUGGUAUGCAUUUAGCACAUAUUUUGGU
Salvelinus namaycush (lake trout) is the source of this 1779-nucleotide messenger RNA. RefSeq names its product T-cell ecto-ADP-ribosyltransferase 2-like. The record is from RefSeq and is a predicted model, not a curated record. Bases 241 to 1140 code for a protein of 299 amino acids. NCBI's taxonomy places the organism in Eukaryota, Metazoa, Chordata, Actinopteri, Salmoniformes, Salmonidae. The transcript is spliced from 4 exons. Gene Ontology annotation, molecular function: NAD+-protein-arginine ADP-ribosyltransferase activity; NAD+ poly-ADP-ribosyltransferase activity.